Messenger RNA from Eublepharis macularius, 1363 nucleotides. RefSeq names its product G protein subunit gamma 2 (gene GNG2). The record is from RefSeq and is a predicted model, not a curated record. Gene Ontology annotation, molecular function: G-protein beta-subunit binding. Gene Ontology annotation, biological process: G protein-coupled receptor signaling pathway. NCBI's taxonomy places the organism in Eukaryota, Metazoa, Chordata, Lepidosauria, Squamata, Eublepharidae. Gene Ontology annotation, cellular component: heterotrimeric G-protein complex. The transcript has 5 exons. The coding region runs from base 405 to 620 and encodes 71 amino acids.
CGGGGGGAGGAAGUGGCGGCUGUUUCCUGCGCAGGCGAAGGCGCCGCUGGCCUGGGGCGCGCCGGGCUGCCUGGCUGCCUGGCUGGGGACGCGGCGCUGCUUCCUCCGCCCGCCGCCUGUGGCUCGCCUGGCGCAGCUGCACCCAGACGGGCGACGCUUCGGGGGCCUGGAGCAGAGCCGCGCCCAGACGUGCUGAGUUGUGGUCACGUGACUGCCAGUGAGCCACCGAUUGGUCCUUGCCCCUAUAAAACUGCGCUACUCAUCGCGACCAGCCAUCAGUCAGGAACGACUGCAAAGGGAGGCUGGAGACUUCUGAAGAGAUAAUCUGCCUCAAACCUUGGAAGAGUGCCUGAGAUUGAUUACAGUUCACUGGAAGAAGAAGAAAAAACACAAAGGUGGCUGAAAUGGCCAGCAACAACACAACAAGCAUAGCUCAAGCCAGGAAACUGGUGGAGCAGCUCAAGAUGGAAGCAAAUAUCGACAGAAUAAAGGUGUCGAAAGCAGCGGCAGACCUGAUGGCGUACUGCGAAGCUCACGCCAAGGAGGACCCCUUAUUGUCUCCCGUUCCCGCCUCGGAAAACCCCUUUCGAGAGAAGAAGUUUUUCUGCGCCAUUCUGUAAUCCUCACAAGAACCUGACUCUGACAUGGGGCCACCCUGGACACUGAUGUAGAGAUUUUUCAGCGGCGCGGAUGCGUUUCCAGAGUCCGCCCAAUUUCAAAAGAAGCGAGCAACCUGGAAGUUGACAGGGGAAUGCAUGUUCCAAGAGAAAAAUGGCCUCCGUCUGUUGGAGAAGGAGCUUGUGCGGUUGAUCGGGCUCAGCCGGCUAAAGAUCUUGACAGCUGCAGCGUUGCCUGUAGAGGGAGGGGGGAAAUGUGUCAGAGUAAAUUUAAUGUCCAUGUCUGCUCUUGCCAAACAAACCUUUCUGGCCUCUUUUUUUCCCGAAAAAAUAAAUAAAAAGAGGAUUGCGCGGAGCAAAGCUACACUGACACAAAGGGGUAUGUUUGUGUGUGUGAGUAGCCUUAUUGGAUUUGUGUCUCCCCCCCCCCCAUGUCAUUUUAUUUAAUGUUCAAUUGUAAAAUAAUCACAACAGGUUAGAUUGAUGAUGGCAUUUAUUAGCAGUGCGUCAUGUGUCAUUUAGCAUCUUAGAGUAGAGCUACACGGGGAAGGGAAGGGACCAGUGACGGAUCAGCCCAAACCAUUCUGUCUUUCUCUCUCCUGAUCAAGGAUUUGCUGAGAAUGUGUUAUGGCUGCAGAGAGCUGUUGGGGCUGUCUUGCGUGUUCCUAGCGUACUUCGUGCUACUGUUUUUCUAUCAUUUGUAUCUGGUAGCUUUUGUUCUGCAAGUAAAUCGUAUGUUGUGACAA